This is a messenger RNA of Notolabrus celidotus (New Zealand spotty), 883 nucleotides long. RefSeq names its product proteasome 20S subunit beta 3 (gene psmb3). Gene Ontology annotation, cellular component: proteasome core complex, beta-subunit complex; proteasome core complex. Lineage: Eukaryota; Metazoa; Chordata; Actinopteri; Labriformes; Labridae. The record is from RefSeq and is a predicted model, not a curated record. The coding region runs from base 154 to 771 and encodes 205 amino acids. The transcript is spliced from 6 exons. Gene Ontology annotation, biological process: proteasome-mediated ubiquitin-dependent protein catabolic process.
AGACAGCGAUGACGUAGAUACAUCACGUUAGUCCGAUUUUUGUGUUUCUAAAUCGUGUAGUCACUGUGGGAAACGAACAGUCAUUGAUAAUAACCAAGAAGCAGUGGAUAUUGGAAGUUUUAGGGUGUAGGGACAUACCAAAAAAGCGUCAAUAUGUCUAUUAUGUCAUAUAAUGGAGGGGCUGUCAUGGCCAUGCGAGGGAAGAACUGCGUGGCGAUAGCAGCAGAUCGGAGAUUUGGCAUCCAGGCUCAGAUGGUCACCACAGAUUUCCAGAAGGUCUUCCCCAUGGGAGAGAGGCUGUUUAUCGGCUUGGCUGGGCUUGCUACUGAUGUUCAGACAGUAGCCCAGAGGCUCAAAUUCAGACUGAACCUGUAUGAGCUGAAGGAGGGUCGUCAGAUCAAGCCCAAGACCUUCAUGAGCAUGGUGUCCAACCUGCUGUAUGAAAGGAGGUUCGGGCCAUACUACAUUGAGCCUGUUAUCGCAGGACUAGAUCCCAAAACCUUCGAGCCCUUCAUCUGCUCCUUGGAUUUGAUCGGCUGCCCAAUGGUGACAGAAGACUUUGUCGUGAGCGGCACUUGCUCAGAGCAGAUGUACGGCAUGUGUGAAUCUUUGUGGGAGCCUGACAUGGAACCAGAGGACCUGUUUGAGACCAUCUCCCAGGCUAUGCUGAAUGCAGUUGACAGAGAUGCAGUGUCUGGUAUGGGAGUGGUUGUACAUGUCAUUGAGAAAGACAAGAUCACCACACGAACCCUGAAGGCCAGGAUGGAUUAGAGCUUCGGUUUCCCCCCACACUUCACCAACACAGAUGUUUUGUAUAAAAUAAUCAACAAUACUUGUACCGUCUUUUUUUCUUAUUCAAUAAAUACACAGGUUAUAACCCUGA